UUGGUGCUCGUGCGAAGCAUUACGGAGCUUAUCGGAAGAAACACAGAGCCGUCUUCAAGAUCCUCGAGGCGGGAUAUGCCACAGCCCGCCGCAUCAACGAGGAGUGGCAGUUCUGCCGCUGGCGAAAGGUGGGCCGCCUGCGCGACGGAAACAAAGCGGGGUUGACUGCGCUGGCAUUCGCGCGUAAGCUUCCCGUGUAAGGCCUCGUGUAUGCGUCCUCCUCUCCACGCGGUGUGCCACGCUGGCGGCCCGCGCGAGCCGCGGCUUCAGGUCGCUAUGCUUCCUCGCGUAAGCCCAGUGCUGUUUUUCGUCGCCCAGAAGGCGCAUCUGCGGGCUGGUCCCUGGGCUCCCGUGGGGAGGAGGUGCGGAGUCGAGCGCCUGCUGGCCAGCGAGCCGCGGCGGGAGAUGCGCGCCGCGCAGCGGGCCGUGCUGCGCCGCACCGCGGCCGUGCAGGCUGCCUCUUCGCCGUGGCUGGUUUUCUGCGAAGGGCCCGAGGCGGGGGCCAAGACGUGGCGGCUGGCGCAUCGCGGGCACCGCGGCAACCGCCCCUGGCACAGGGGCACGCCCACCAGGAAGCCUUGCCGCCGACCCAGCUGGAGCGACAGACAACUGGGCCCUAACCAGACAAGCACCACGUGAGCGCCCAGCUCCGCCAAUCAUGCCCAGCAUGCCAGGCGUCCUGCGUGGGCGUGUGUUUCCGUGGUCCAGGCACGUGCCGGGGAGCCCGGCCAGGGUCGCUGGGCACGUCUGGGAGCCACCUCGAACCACGGCUGUAGCUCGACGGGCAGUUCCGCGCGUGACUGACAGAUAGCACAGCUGCAGUCGGCCAGGAUUGUGCUGAGCAUUGGGGAGCCUCCUCGCGACGGUCGUCUGGAGGUUCUUUGAAGCGAAUGUGAGCGUUCAGCAGUCUUGGGGCAUCGGCGACGCUGCCUGUGGCGACCAUUUGGCUUCACGGGAGCUUCUCGUGGCAAUGCUGAAAUUCUGGGAGCCGCCGUGGGGGGAAAAGGGUUUUGUAGUGAGG
Messenger RNA from Prorocentrum cordatum, 1021 nucleotides. The record is from the annotation of a GenBank genome assembly. NCBI's taxonomy places the organism in Eukaryota, Dinophyceae, Prorocentrales, Prorocentraceae.